Molecule: messenger RNA, 249 nt
Organism: Danaus chrysippus (African queen)
Lineage: Eukaryota; Metazoa; Arthropoda; Insecta; Lepidoptera; Nymphalidae
Source: the annotation of a GenBank genome assembly
UUGUUGCUGCGGGUCAUCGACCGAGAAACGAUCACGAUAUUAUUUAGAAGCAACAUCGAGGCUCCCUGUGACGUCACCGGGCUCCGAUCUCGAUACGAACCGCAACUACAAUUAGGAUAUCUCCACAUAGACCUUGCAUCGCCACCCCGCCUUACUCUCUCUCGUAUGUUCGUCUGUGCCGCACACCACUUGCUCGCCGCUUGUGCGCCGCGUGCUUGCCGAGCGCUCCACGGUCGAGCCUCACAGUAA